Messenger RNA from Tarenaya hassleriana, 967 nucleotides. RefSeq lists its product as uncharacterized. The record is from RefSeq and is a predicted model, not a curated record. Bases 123 to 683 code for a protein of 186 amino acids. Lineage: Eukaryota; Viridiplantae; Streptophyta; Magnoliopsida; Brassicales; Cleomaceae. The transcript has a single exon.
AGAUCGUGUUCCCUUCUUCCCAUUCUGCACCGAUAUCUCACAUUAAUUUCGAUAUUGCCACUGGAAGAAAAAGGUAUCGUAAAAAGAAAAGAAAAGAACAAACAGAGCGUAGCUCUAAAGCUAUGGACGGUUUGCUGGCUGACGAAGAGAGGCGAGUCCCGGGUGACUCGGCCGAGUUGACCGUUAGGAAGCGAGUUAGAGACGAGUCGAACGAGGCGGACCUUGACUCGCCGGAGGUGAAGCGGUUGAGGGACGACUUACUCGGUGUCCUCGACGACCCGGACCCUGACCCGGCGAGUCAGGAUCUCGAUUCGGUCAUGAAGAGCUUCGAGGACGAGUUGUCCGCAACGACGACGCAUCACUCCGGCGGGCCACAGACAGAUCUCGGAUACCUUCUAGAGGCUUCCGACGACGAGCUUGGCUUGCCUCCUCCUCCGGCGCCGGCGUCGUCUUCGGCGCCGAAGGACGAGGAGACGGAUUCCGAGUUAGUACGAGUCUCAUCCGAUUCGUCUGGGAACGGCGAGUUCUGGGAAUUUGAGGACCAGAUGACGAGUUACGGCUCGUUCGAACUCGGUGCCGGCGACGGAUUCUUGGGGGUAGAUGGGUUGUUCGAAUAUCCAGACGGCUGUUUUGAUUCCGGCGAGGUGUUGCCUUGGCGGCCGGAAACUUUGCCGGCGGAGUAAAAAAAAAAGGAAGAGAAAUCGAAAGCGUAAAAAAGUAGGAUGAGGAAACGACGCCGUAUUUUGUAAAGCGUUUUUUUGGCCCCAAAUUGGUGUAUUUGCCCUAUCAUUUUAAUGAUAGAUGGGAAAUGGGUAUGUAUGUACUUACUAUGUAUAUCUCUAUAUGUAAAAGUAUUUUAGGAUUAGGAAAGAUGGUUAGUUUAAUUUUUUUUUAAUUUAAAAAAUCGGUUUGUUAUUUCAUAUUAAUAUUUGCACAAAAAACUGGUCUGGAGAGGCAAAAGAAGUGU